UGGGGGCGGUUGUGGCACUCGACGUCGCUCGACCAGGCUGGGGCUUGACCGAAUAGUAUAGUAGUGGUGUGGCCCCGAGGAUUGUUCUAGUGGCAUCGCUGACCGUCCGAAGCUUAGGUUGUGAAUAACUUUGUUUUUCAUUCGAAGAUGCUAGAAAAAAAGUAAUACAGUUUUUCAUUUGAAAAUGCUAGUAAAAAUAAUGCAUAUAGAUCGUAUUUCAUGAGAGAAAUAUCUGAAUGUAGGAAAAAAGAACAGUGGACAGUUUAAUAUUAAAGAAGAUCCUCUUACAUAUGAGUGAAGGAAAAGACUUCAACAGAAAAGUCAGAAUAAAAAUAAAAAAAGGUUCCAUAUACAGAGUCGCAGGAAAAGGCAGAGGAAAUGUAGUACCUAGGUGGGAUUUAGACAAAGAAGUUGGUAAAAAUGUUAUUUUUUUUUAAAACACAGCAAGAUUUCUGAAUAAACCAGUGUUAAAACCACAGGAAGGCUUACAGCAGCAAAAAAUCUGACGAGUGUUUAAAUCAGAAAAAGAACAGUUUGUUGAAAAUGUAUAUAUAGGAUACUGCUUUGCUUGUAGCAAAUUAAAACAAAAGAUUCAUGAAAAACUAGUCGAAUUUGUGAGUCUAAAUAAAUAAACGCAGAGAAGUUCAGCAGAAACGCAAGUGGAUUCGAUGACUCGUGAGAAAAAUAUAGAUCAAGAGGAUAAGUGAAUUUGUUCAAUUUCAUGGGAGAAAUGAAAGACAAACGCUAAGUAAUUUUGGUGUCGUUCAUAGAUGAGACUUAAACAGAAGCUAAAGUGAUUUAGGUGACUUUCAUGGGUGAAAUUAGUCAAAAGCUUGAGUGAAUUGUGUGACUUUCAUAGGAUAUGCUAAACGAAAGCUAGGGUGACUUUUGUAACUUUCAUGUGAUUUAUUAAGCGAAAGGUUGAGAAAAUUUGGUGACUUUCAUGUGAUAUAUUAAGCGAAAGCUUGAGUCAGUUUGGUGACUUUCAUAGGAUACACUAAACAAAAGCUAGAGUGAAUUUUGUGACUUUCAUAUGAUAUAUUGAGCGAAAGCUUGGGUGAAAAUAGACUUUUGUUUAAUAUUAAACAAAUGCUUAACUAAAUUGGGCGACUUUUAUCAGACAAAUUAAACAAAAGUUAGGUGAAUUUGAUGACUUUCAUAAGAUGUAUUAAUCAAAAUGAAGUGGAUUUAGUGACUUUUAAUAAGGACAAUUCAGCGAAAACCCAAGUGAAUUAGAUGCCUUUCGAAAUAUGACUUAAGCCAUCAGUGAAUUCGUCAAAAGUCGAGCCAAGUCAAGUGAGCGAAUUAAGGCUGAAAUUCACUUUCAAUAUCCUUCCUUACCAAAAAAUCUAUGCGACUUUUAAGGCCUAAGUCGCCCAGCAGGAUGCUCAAAUUUUGCAGUGGCCGGAAGAGGGACUUUGAUGUCACCUCUACCGGCAAGGCGGGCGGCGCAGGCGUGCGGGCGGGGUGCGCAGUGAAAGCCAUCAAUGGCACGCCCACGAGUAAGCUCUCCCUCUCCCACGCCCACGCCCUGACCAAACAGGGAUCGACGCUCACCCUUGAAAUUGACGACAACUCCGAGGAGCCGCUCGCCCCACCAUUGCACGUCGAGUCUUCCAACUCCCUGACGAACUCCACCUCCGGCUCCUCUUCCUCCUCCACGGUCUUGGCGGCAAAUGGACACAUCUCAUCCGUGAAGUACAAAGGAGUUUUCAUGGAUGUGUUGUUGCGGCGUGCAGACAGUCUAAGCUCGAGCGAACGAGCGGGAGAAACCAGGACCGACACCGUAGCUUCAGACACCGAGAAAUCAGACGAUUCUGACACAACAGUCAUCAUCCUAGAAACAUACGGAGCCGACCCAGAAAUCCUACGGACUUUUGAAGAAGACCACCAACUCGUCGACACUGAUGACAUAGAAGACCAGCAUGACCCUUACUACAGGCAACAGCAGCAACAGUCUCUCAGAGUAGCCUCUGGACAGUCUAGAUUUUCAAAUGAAAGUGACGACGGGGAACACAGCUCACAGACAGAUACCUCGACCGACACUCUGGUGUUUGAUUUAGCUCAGUACGAAGGAGAGUCGCUCGCAGAGCCCACAGGACCUUACGUGGAGUACGACCUAGCUACGGGCGCUGUGAUAGAAUUUCCGAACGAAAACGGUGACAGCGAUACGCUCAAGCGAAGUCGAGCCGAAGAGAAUCCCUCCGCUUUGGAAAACGAGGACUCGUUUUUCGUGAACUUCGAAGAGGAACUAGAGAAAGCUGAGAGGCAGUACCCAGAGCUAGAGGUAGAACACUUACUCACAGAGCAAGAAGGAUACGAGGAAGAAGAAGAAGAAGACGAAGAGGAGGACUCAGGACAAGAAGACGAAGAGGAAGAAGAGGAAUUGCAUAUCAUCAUACCAAACAUUGCAGUGAAAAGAGCCAGUGAAUAUCCAACAAUUCAAGAGAGCGAAGAGGAAGACGACGACUCCAUAGGUUCACCACCCAGAAAGAAGCUGGAUUCCAAAAUGGGUCAGUACUAUUCAAGUGCAUCGGGAGGAGAUCCUUCCAGAGGGGAUGUUUCAGGAUCCCUUCCCUCUUCCCCUCGAUCAUCUGAAGGAUGGAGGAUGUCGAUGGCCUCCACCGCAACUGUGGCCUCCACGACAACUGCGAACUCUGAUGAUACUGUGGCAAAAGACAUGUCUGAGCUUUCAUCUAUCAACUCACGACUCUCAUGUUUAGAUGAAACUCAGGAUGAAGUGAAACCUUCCCCAGCAAAGGCUCAAACUUCCAAAGACCCAAAUGGUACACCAAAAGGAACACCACAGCUGGAACGUAAAAGACAAACGAGCAUCAAAGAUGCAAUUGAUGAGCUAGAGAGCAUUGAGCAGGCUGCUCAAAAUCUUCUGCAAAAGAGACAAUAUCCAGAGGAAGAGAGCGCAAUGCCAACUCAGUCUCAAGAUACCAUCAAGAUAUAUUUUACGGAGAAGAAAACUGUUGAAACAACUAAACACUCUGAGCACCUUGCUGAGGGGAGUGGCAGUACAAAAUCCAGUCAUGCAAAAUCCCCUUUCAGUCCCCUUUCUCAGCAUGCUACAGGCGAAAAAGGACAAACUGACACUGUACACUGUCAGAAUGGCUCAUACGAUGUUACAUGCACAGAAAUAGAUUCUAAUGAAAAGUCAGUAGCCCAAGUAUUUGCUGAAACUGCUAAUAUAAAUGGCGAGGAUAAAUCUGACCAACAGGGUCCUGAUAAUAUAAUCUCUGACGACAAACCUCCUCUGCCACCAUCAGCAGGCAUUCAGCCACCGAAAGUCGAUAUCAAGCGACGCUGGUGGUCAAAGAGCAAAGAACUGCAGCCAUAUAUAUCAAGAGAAUCAUACAAUGAUGAGCGAGUUUUCAAGGAGCUUGAGAGACUACGCAGAAGUUACCAGGAGAGUGACCUGAAUGACUUUCUGGACACAUUAGAGAGCACUCAUAUUCCCGACGAUAUCGACGAGGCCUUCCUGCGCCAGCUUUUGCUUGACAUUAAAGUUGAUGUUGAAGGCGUUGAUGAUGUACCUGAAGAGGACAUCGAAAUUCCUGACAUAGAGAUUGUUGAGAAACCAGAGAUCGCAUCCCAUGUUGAGGCAGAAGCUGCAGACGAAGCUCCUAGACCUUCUUCUGCGGCCGGAAAGUUUGAGAAAGUGAAGGAGAGGAUUCUAGAGAUGAUCAAAAUAAGGAAGAAGCUCAAGACUAAAGAUGGUACUUCCAGCGAAAGACCUACUACUCCGAAGGAAGAUGCCAGAGAAGAAUCAAGUCGACCAGAAACUCCCCAGACGAGUAGAUCUCAGACACCGCAGUCUUUAAGGCCUGACACACCAGAUUCUAAAUCUAGCAAGCCACCGAGCAGACCACACACACCGGAUGUGUCUAAAGGAGAGGAUUCCAAGAAAGGUUUCAAUAUUGCUGAUUUCUUAAAGAAAGGUUCUCCAAAAUACCUGAGGAAGAAAUACAAAGAAAGGAAACAUAGGAAAUCAGAUUUGAUCACAACGUCCGAGAGCGAGAGUGAAGAUGCAGAGGGUGCCAGAAAGGACAUUGCUGCUUCCAGUAAUUCCUCCUGUAAAAAAGUAUCCCAUGGGGAAAGUCAGUCAAGCCUCAAAGGAAGCAAUCGAUCCCUCAGUUCUUCUCAAGAAUUGAAGAAAGAGGUUCGCUUCGAUCUCGACAACGACCAGCAGAUAAAAGGCUCAAAUAAUUCUUCAAGUUCCAAAGACCUUAAAAGUGACCCCAAUAAGCCCAUAAUCUUAAAGGAGAUAACUAAAGACACACACAGGAUUUCAGGUCCGCAACUAGUCACAUGCGAAGCACAGGAGCAGGAAACUAUUGUUGUAAGAGAAAUGGAAGAAACGACACAAGAGUUAGAGAGUGACAUCAUAAUCACCUUACCCACUUCUGUUGAGGCUAUAAAUAACAGAAAUGAAAACCUUCUACCUAGACUUCCAGAAAGAGCUAAACCUCCAAGAAGAAAGAAAAAGCUUAUUCCAAUAACAGUCGAGGAGCUCUCUGCUGAGUGCUCGGACAAUACAGCAUCAACUACUUCCAGUGAGUCAGUAAAAAUUAAUGAUACAAAAACAAAUGAACCUUUAAAGUCUCCCGAACCAAAGUUAGGUGAAUUGACAAAGACAGAUGAACCAAAGUCAGGCGAAGGAAAAACAGAAGCAAAACCCGACGAAUCAUCAAAGGUAGUGGAACUAAAAGCAGAGGAGAACAGAGACUUAAAAGAAACAAAGCCAGAGGACUUAACAAAGAUAGUCGAAGAAAAAGAAAUUAAAAUAGUACAGACUACCAUAAUAAAAUCAACUAAUGUAGUUGAGGUAGACAAACCUGAAUCAAGUGAAGUUAAGUGUGAGAUAUUCAAAAUUCAGUCUCCUGCGAAGGAGGAAUCUCCUCCACCCCUUCCUCCUUAUGAAGAAGUUUUAGACUUGCCGAAAGAUGUACCAAAUACUGUAAUUGUAAUUGAACAGAGUCAGCUCACAGAGAAGAAAAUAGACAUAUCUGUGGCACCUUCGAAAGCCACGGUCUCUGAUGAAAUAGCAACUCAAGCCCAAACAACUGCACUGUUGCAUGACAAAAAAGAAGCUUCUCAAGGAAAUGAUGCAAAGAAACUCUCUCAAGAAAAUGAUGCCAAGAAACUCUCUGAUGAAGAUACAUCUCCCCCCUGCCAGGUUACAGCUGAAGAUUCUGAAGUUCCUCCUGCUGAGGAAAGUCAUUCAUCUCCUGCCACAGACAACAUCACUGACAGUGAGACAUUAGUGGCCCCACUACCUGUAACGUCUGUUGCAUCAGUAUCAGUAGCCCCAUCUGAGAUGUCUGCAAUGACAAUGUCUCCGCCCAGGAGUUUGCCUAUUAUUCAAGAAUCUGUACAAGAAGAUCAAACAUCUUUACUUACACCAAGUGAUCCAACUGCACCAGCUAGUCUUAAGAGCACUACUCCUACUUUUCCAGUACAAGAGGAAGAAAACUUCCAGUCGGUAUAUGACAAUGUUAAUCCUUUUCAAGAAAUGAUAGCACAGGAAGAUAAGAAAACACUUGCUGAACUAGAAUCAAAAAUAGCUAGUGAUGAGUAUGUAGUCCCUGUUGUAAGAGAUGUGAAGGUUGAAGUCAAUUUGCCGCAAGAACCUGGUUCUGUAGAUGAAGAUAAUAAAUUGAGUUCUCCACGGGAAGCUUGCAAGAGCCCUGGAUUUGAGAAGGACAAAAUAAAUAGCAUUGAUGAACUCGCAGCAUUGACUGCGGAAAUGUUCAACUUUUCAGGAGAGGUUGACGAAGGUGUAAAGCCAUCAAAAUUGCUGAAAUCUCUUGAAAGACCCCGAUCGGCAACACCUAAAGAAGAGAAAGUAAAGAAAACAAAAGAAAUUGUGACACAAACAGAACCAGAAGUUCCUGUUCGGUCUUCAUCAGUGAAAGAAGCCAAGACAAGUAACACCAUCGCAAUACAAACAGAUCCAACCAGAAAUGUUCGCAUGUAUGAAGCAGCAUCUCAAACUGACACUGAAUAUGAAACAGAUCUCGAAACAGAAUCAGAGUUGGAUGAAAACCCUGCAGUCAGGUACGAUUGUAGUAAAUGGCUGUUUGGAUCACCAUCAUCAUCAUCAUCAGAAGCACGACCAGUCCCUCCACCAAGGGACCCUCACCUACAGGAGCUGCACAAACAGCAAAAAGUACUGAUCCAAGAGUUGCAGCAACAAUCGGUAAUGCAACAGCAGAGACAGAAGGAAGCGCCCGAAGCUCCUCCUCGACAGUUCCAGGAGAAAAUGCCCCUACGAGUCGUAGAUGAGCUGAAGACUGUAUUAGCGGAAGCUGAAGUUUCAAGUCCUAAACUGAAGAAAACCACAGAAACUCCUCCUCGAUGGGACAAAGAUCUCUCGUGGGAUAACGCGAUACUGGAAUUAGGCUUGGACGAGUCGACGCUCCUGAACGAAAUCGAGCAGAUCCUAGGCUUCGGCCCAUUGGCCGCUGCCACCGAAGCGUCCACCAAUCAGGAGCCGCCGCCUCCGCCUCGCCCGCUUCAACCGGCAGCGUCUGCUGGAGUCGAGCCGGGCCGAGGAAGUCGGAUUCCGGUUCAAAGAGACCGCCGAUCCGGCAGUCCGCUCCGCAACGGGGGCGGGGAGAGUUUGAAGCCCGAGGGGGAGUCCAGUCAAGGAGUGUGGUCCCCCGGGAGAACGGGCAGAGACGAAGACGGUUCGGGUCCUUCCAAAAUCGACCUUCCGGACCUCCCGUCCUUCAAGGAUCAACCCAGCGUCUGGAGUCCUAGCAGAGGCAAAAGCCCAACGACGUCUUCAGGGACGUCGUCGAGAAGUCGCCAUUCCUCCAGCAGAUCGGAGGCGAAAGCGUCGUCGAAGUACUCGGGCAGCGCAAGUCCCAGCCUAGGUCGCAAAGAGUACAGGAAGGUCGGCUACGACGGAGUCAACACAUUGACAAAGCGACCAUCUCAGGAAAACAUCCGAGCACCCCUGCCGGAGGAGAGCUUCGCCUGGAAGGACUCCGAGGCUGAGAAACUGGCCAAAUCCCCGACCACCAGCCUCCCUCGGGUGCAGAAUCCUACGGUGACGCUCCUACAGAAGAAACGAGAUGACCCGCAUUCUACAACAGAGGGUCAAAUUCCUGGAAAGAAACCAGAGUAUCUCAGACCAGACGAAGGGCCUCUGUACAGACCAGAUGAGAAACUUUACACAAUCAAGAGAGAAUACGAAUCAGAGGGCGAAGACGGCAGCAGACGAUUCGCGGUCCUAGGCCCCAAAAAGGUGCAGGGGGUGGGCCCCACCACCAACGAUGGUAUCCCAACCACCCUCAAGUCCGGUGUGAAAUCAGAGCACCAAGGGGAGUGGUACAGAAGAAUGUUUGACUCUCUACACAAAGUUAAGGAUGACGACCACAUCAUCGUCAAAUACAAAAUAAGCCCGCGAGCGCGCUACGGGGGCUAUAUGUCGGAGCCAGAAGGCUAUGACUCUGACGUGGGCGGCUCUAGGUACGGUACCCUCGACAGGCGCCGCCCUUACCACUUCGAAGCCGACCCUAUGAGUGCCAGCUUGCCGAGAGACUACAGCGUCGAAUUAUUGGACCCUUUCUUCAGGAAUACCAACCGUUACGUGCACCAGCCUGGCCGCAUCGAGGAUUACAUCCCGGGCCAUUCCUCUCUGUCGGAGAAAGAAGCGAGGAAGAAGAGAGUGAGUAAACACCCGGAGGCAGACAUAAAACUCGAGGCAAAGUCUCAGGAGCCGCCCCCCACAUCAGCUAAUCAUAGGUUGGCUUCGCAGAAGAUGUCAAUGACCCAUGCCCUGAAAGAAUCCGGAUACGAAAGCGACAGUACGUUAGUGUUCAAGAAACGCGAGGACGCCCGACGUCAAAUUCCAGACCCUAGAAAAACCAGCCAAGUUUAUCGACAGAUUCAACGAGGUGGUGAUAUACCUUUGACAGGUCUACAGAAAGUUCCCCCUGCAAGACCAAAAGACCCUGUGAUCGGACCAGUACCGUUUCCGUUCCUCUCAGGGAGGCAGGCAUCACCUCCCAGUCGACCAGAGUCGCCCUACAAGUAUGAGUCCGGCGAGGUGAACAUCCACUACCGCACGCCCGUCAGGAUAGAGCAGAAGGAGUCCAUCCCGGAGGAAGAGCUCGCCAGACGGCAGGAGGAACACAUGAAGAAGGUCUAUGAAAACGAGCGUCGCAAGAAGUACCUCGCCGAAUUGGAGGACAUCGAGCGCAGGCGACACACCGACAACUUCACGCCCUUACAGAAGUCCCCCAUUCCUCUCAAUCGUUAUGACGACGAGGCGGGUCUUGGUACCCUGCGGGGCACGAGGACCCCCGAGCCCAAGCAGGUGGCGAAGGCGUUGUACAACUUCACAGCACAAAAUAAACGGGAGUUGACCUUUAACAAGGGAGAGAUUAUCUUCAUCCGUCGCCAGAUCGACAAAAACUGGUACGAGGGAGAGCUUCGGGGAUCCGUCGGAAUUUUCCCCUGCAACUAUGUAGAGAUUGUGCCUUAUGACAACAUCAAAUCUAUCCAGAGAAAACCGACAGAGGGUCAGGCCAGGGCCAGAUUCAACUUCCAGGCUCAGACCUCUAUGGAAAUGUCCCUCAGUAAAGGAGAACUGGUCGUGCUGUCAAGACGCGUCGACGAAAACUGGUACGAAGGAAGGAUAGGAACUCGUCGAGGAAUCUUCCCAGUAUCCUACGUCGACACCUUAGUGGAACCGGGUCCUGAAAGACCAAUGACACCCAGCUCCUCGCCCAUGCCACGGCCUGCACUGCCUGCUGCUAAUCUGCUCUACAAUGGUGCCUCCUCCUACUCCAGCCCUUACUCCACCUUGGGCCGUCCGGGAAGUCAGAAUGAUUCCAGACCAUAUAACCAAUCCCUCACUGUGAACACCCAACAAGAACCUGUCCCAUACCGAGCACUCUACAACUACAAGCCUCAGAACGAUGAUGAGCUGGAGCUUCUGGAAUCAGACAUCGUGCUCGUCAUGGAGAAAUGUGAUGACGGCUGGUUCGUCGGUACCUCCCGGAGGACUGGACUCUUCGGGACCUUCCCUGGAAACUACGUGGAGAAAGUCUGAGAGAGAGAGAACACGAUGGAAGAAGUCUGCUGGACUAAUAAUCCCCCCCAAAGGCCAAAGUCUCAUUAUAUCCCUAAUUUCGUAGCCACGAACCGCAAGAGUAUACAUCUGGGCGGAUGAUGAAGAUUAAUAUAUUUACUAUAUGUGGAUGUUGACGACCAGACAACAUAGUUAUGGUACCUUUCCAGGAAAGUCUGAGAGAAAAUACAACACAUGGAAGUCCGGAUUAAAAAAAAAACCCUCUUUAAAGGUCAAAGCUUUACCCUAAUUUAAUAGCCAUGAAACAUAAUAUAUAUAAAUAUAAAUAUAUAUAUAUAUACAUCUGGGCACUGAUAGGUAUUGAUGCCCGGAGAAGGAAUAUGUCCCAUUUUUUCCACGGUGUUUAUAUGUUCAUAGACUCACUUUAUAAAUCAUAAGAAACCUGAAGGUGAACGAGAGCUAUAUAUAGAGAGAGAUUAGUGUUUGUGUCUUCUGGAAAUCUGGUGAAAUGGGACGCAAGAGGUGAAAGCAGUGUGUUUUGUUUCGUCUGGGUUUCUUGAGAAAAAUAAUUAUUAAAUUUUUUUUUAAGUUCUUCAUUAUACAAACUCUGAAGGCCAGAUAUCUAUACAAGCCACCUGUUUAUAAUAAAAGACACUCGAGUUACUAAAACAAAUAUUGGAAUGAAGUUUCUUAUAUAUUUACAGAACAGAAAAAAAAUUUCAGAGGGAUUAAAUGGUCAAAUUCUGUGCCAAUAAUUGAAAAUUUUGUUAUUUUUUGCAAUUGGUUUUAUUUUUAAUCGUGAGUUUUGCCGCACCGACCAUCUCAAAGCUUUUCAUUGAUAAUCCUGGUUCAUCAGUGUCUUUAAAAAAUUCAUGGUUUAUCAAUAUAUCUUUGGAAAGAUCUUGAUUUAUCAGUUUUUUUAAUCAUGGUUUAUCUGUUUCUGAAAAAAUAUAUCUGGUUUCUCAAUGUCUUUGAAAGAAAAAAUCAUGGUUUAUGCAGUGUCUUUGAAGAAAAAUCAUGGUUGACCAGUGUCUUUGAAAAAAAAAUCAUUGUUUAUCAUUCUGGAAAAUUCAUUGUUUAUCAGUGUCUUUGAAAGAAAAUCAUGAUUUAUCAGUCUUUGCAAAAAAAAAAAAAUCAUGGUUUACAGUCUGGAAAAAAAGUCAUGGUUUGCCAGUGUCUUUGAAAAAAAAUCAUGGUUUACCAGUGUCUUUGAAAGAAAAUCAUGGUUUACCAGUGUCUGAAAAUAAAAUCAUGGUUUACCAGUGUCUGUGCAAGUUGGGAAAAAAUAGAAAAAAAAAAAAACACCGUUUCUGUUGCUGCUGAAUUUUUUUCAACGAAGACGUCCAGAUGUGAUCACGCAUUUUAAGGGGAGGGUCUGCUGGUGCUGAGAAAAAAAAAAUAAAAGCAAAUUGACCCUCUGUGCGUGCUCGCGCGCGUGUGUGUGUAUGUAUAUCUCAAAAUACUAUAUAUAUAUAUGCGAAUCUUUUAUAUAUAUGAUUGUGGAAAGAUUAUGGCUUUUUAUCCUUCAUCAGUCAACGAGGCCCAUCUUUUUUGUCUAAGGAAAAAAAAUAUCGCCAAAAAAAUAUAAGUAAAUAAACUGUUUGGUAGUGAACACAUAAUAUGAUGAGAAACGGUUCAGGUUUUUUUUUAAUGCACGUGUCUAGUCACGCCCAAAGUGAAUUUAUUAAAUGAAAAAAAAAACAUUUGUUUUUUUUUUUAUGUAGAUGUCUUGUUACCCCCUCUGCCGGUGCUUUCUUCAGACGUAAUAAUCUUAGCAAUCUUGACUAAAAAAGGUUUUUUUAUAUAAAGAGAGAGGGAGAGAGAGUCCACCCGACGAGGAGGAGGAGGAAGACGACCUCUGGUGGAAGACCUCCGAUGGUGGGUGGCUCAUCCCUCGAAAAAAGCAUUGCACGAUUUUUCCAAGGUUUUUUCGUCUAAACGUAAUCCGUGCUUUUCUAAUAUUGCUCCUCCUGCCUUUUCCUGCCUUAUCGUUGUUUUUUUCCGUUGAUUUUUUUUUUAAGUCUUUGAGAGUCUUCUUCGUUUAUUCACCUCAUUUUAUUAGGCAUUAUGUGAAUACUGGAGUGAAUAUGGAUAUAUAUAGCUUUUAUAUAAAUGCAGUAAUGACUGAAUGCCUUUCCUCUUAACCUAUCGUAACGAUGAUCACUGUCCUUCUCAGCCGUUCAUAUUUAUUCUCUGAGAAACAGAUGUCACUAGAGUAGGUUUGUAAAGAAGAAGGAAAAAAAUAAAUAAAUACGAAUUCUGCCUGUUUCAUCGUCUGUACAAGUUUUUUCCUGGAAAAAAGAACAUCGUAACCAGAGAGUGCUGAUGAAUGGAUUCACUUUGGUGCCCGAGGAACAGCAACUGUUUAAAACCAGUCGUCAACCAGUCGUCGUAAUGUAUUUCAGCAUUCAAUAUUUCGUCUGUCGAAUGUAUUGUACAAACACUAUUUUUUUCUCAUUUUUUUUCUACUUUGUAUGACCGACGAUUUUUUUUAUAUAUAUAUAUUUUGCCGGACAAUCCAUGAAGAGAAGUUUUAAACAUUUUCUGUUUUUGUGUCAUUGAAUGUGGGACAUUUUGAACAUUUUCUGUUGAAAUGUAUAUUGAGUAGGGGGCACUUUAAACAUUUUCUGUUUAAAUGUCACUAAGUAGGGGACAUUUUUAAACAUUGUGUUUAAAUGUCAUUAAGUAGGCGACAUUUUAAACAUUUACUGUUUAAAUGUUACUGAGUAGGGGGUCAUUUUAAACAUUGCCAGUUUAAAUAUCGCAGAUUAAGGGAUAUUUAAAACAUUUUCUGUUUAAAUGUCACUGAAUAAGGGACAUUUGUAAACAUUUUCUGUUUUAAUGUCACUGGAUAGGAGACAUUUUUAAACAUUUUCUGUUUAAAUGUCAUUGAAUAAGGGACAUUGUAAACAUCGCCUGUUUAAAUGUCACUGAAUAGGUGACCUUUGAAACUUUUUCUGUUUAAAUGCCACUAAGGGACAUUUUUAGACAUUGUUUAACUGUCACAGCAGAAUGUGGGACCUGCCACUUCCCUUCUUUUCUGGUGGGAGACAGGCUGCCUGUUUCAGCAAAAAGUGGCCCCAUUAUAUAAGAGGAAAUAUUCCCAGCCUUAGAGAGGAUGAAUUUUUAUACGAGAUAAAUAGAAAAAGUAAACUGUAGUUUUGUGAGGUCCUAUCUUUCUGUUUUCUUUGAGGAAAUCAAGAAGACGACUUGAGGGUCUGAGAAGUUCCCCCUUAUAUGAGAAGGGCUCUCUGUGCUUCCUUUUUUAUCAUAAAAAUAAAAUCUUCCUCACCUUUCUUUUUUUUUUCACGAUGACAUCCAUUAUGUUAUUUACAAAGAUUAAGUGCUGUUAACGUUUAAGAUUUCUUAGCUUAGCCAAAUUUUUAUUGAAUAUGUUUGCUUCUGUUUGUUAUGAGUCGAGUUCUUGAGCAGCAAUUGAGACUUGUGGGUGAGUUUUCAAUGAGACAAGGAAUAGUUUUCGUUUUAUGGAAUGAGAACACGAACCCUUACUUGGCAAGGAGCGAACCCCUAUUCACAAUUGCUGUUCAAGGCUUCCAUUACUGAUUAGUUUAGUUUAAUUCAACAAGGCACCACCCCUACACUGAAUAUAGAAAGCUUUGCCUCAACAGAUACGAAAGAAAUGAAAAAAUACCAUUCUGAAGCUGUAAAAAAUAAAUAUUUAAAAAAAAUAUCAAGUGCCUUUUCACGGUAGAAAUUGUAAUAACGGUUAGAUCAGAGGAGUUUGCCAGUAGCUGUUCAACCUCACACACACACACACACACAUCACACACACCAUUCGUUACUGAACAUUUUUUGCCCUUCAUCCCCUCAAACAAAAAAUACAAAAAAAAAUAAGUUAUGGGUUGUCAAAUGUCACCAAACUGAAUCUCAAAGGAAAAUAUUCUACAAGAGAAAAAUAGAAAGGGGGUAUUUGUGGGCAUCUUCACUUCUGUAUAAUUCUCUCCUGUUGUUAUGCACAAUUUACUUUAGCUAAUCAUGUAGAGAUAUGAAAAUAAAAAGGAAAGAAUAAA
Molecule: messenger RNA, 13083 nt
Organism: Macrobrachium nipponense
Lineage: Eukaryota; Metazoa; Arthropoda; Malacostraca; Decapoda; Palaemonidae
Product: microtubule-associated protein futsch-like
Exons: 34
Coding region: 1352-9073 (2573 amino acids)
Molecular function (GO): protein binding
Source: RefSeq, a predicted model, not a curated record